This is a messenger RNA of Caenorhabditis elegans, 420 nucleotides long. It is a transcript of the gene K09C6.3, whose product is annotated as Neuropeptide-Like Protein. The transcript is spliced from 3 exons. Lineage: Eukaryota; Metazoa; Nematoda; Chromadorea; Rhabditida; Rhabditidae. Bases 4 to 288 code for a protein of 94 amino acids. The record is from RefSeq and is marked reviewed.
AGUAUGAAUUUCAAAUCAUCUGGCGCCUGGCUUCUAGUGCUCUUUCUCGGGUUUGUGUUUACUCAGCCAUUGUUUAAGGUUGAGAGGCAGUUGCUUCGAAAUCCAUACGAAUUCAAAAUCAUGAAUAACGGAUCUCCAUCGCUGAGUCUCGUCGGCACCAAUUCUCGCUUUACAGAGCAUUACUUGAAACGAGCUCACAAGAAAAAAGAGCCUCGGCGGGUUUUUACAAGAAUGAAAGAUGUCGACGACAAACUUCAUCGCUUCUACAAUAGAUUUACCUAUGGUUGAAUUCAAAAUAAACUUUUUUUCAAAUUCAGUUUUCAAUUUUUUGAAAAAAAAAAUUUAAUUCAAAACUCAUGAAGUUCAUUAAAAAAGACAGCAUCACUUUUCAACAAAAAUACGAAAAUUAAAAUAAAACUG